AUGGAUGAGGCAAGUCGCUUCCUGGUUGGCAAAGUCAUGCGGAUGGACGGAGGCAAAGGAGUCAAAGCCUCCGAAUACGCUGAACUCUUUGCAAACCACUGGUUUCCAUAUUUUGGCAUGCCGGAUGUGGUAAGAUCUGAUCCAGAGGGAGCUUUCCGAUCGGAGGAGAUGCUGAACUUCUUCAGUGAACGAGGCAUCCACCUGGACCAUAUCCCAGCCGAAGCACACUGGAACCUUUCUCAUGUGGAGCGCUGUAUUGAGUGGGUGAAGGAAUUCCUCACCAAGACAGCCGGAGAUGCGGAACAAGACGUCACACAGCUGAUCCAACACGCCAUCUACACCUGGAACCAUCGAGAAACCGUGCGAGGGUAUAGUCCCUUUCAACAUGCCAUUGGUAGGCAGCCAGACAUCGAAGGUCGAGUAUUUGAUCGACGAACUACUGACCUGCCAAUGGAGAUGAUGCAGUCUCCAGAUGGUGAGAUGGAAGUUGCCUCCCAGUUGCGACAACAGGCAUCUAAAGCAUUCAUUGAUUGGCAAGUGCAGGAGAAGCUCACCAGAGCCCGCAACUCGAAACAUCAUCCUCACAAAGACUUCUUUCCAGGAGAUUUGGUAUUCUACUGGCGAACACAGCUGGGGAACGCCGAAAGGCAAAACUCCUGGAAUCGAGCCAACUAUGUGGGUCCAGCGAGAGUCCUGGCAGUUGAGACACGACAAGAACACGGUCAACUGCGUGCAAGCAGUGUGGUAUGGCUGGUACGGGGCAAUCGACUCGUGAAAGUAGCUCAAGAACAACUGAGGCCCGCUUCCAUGCGGGAGACAUGCUUACACGAACUCACCAGACCACCACAACUACCGUGGACCUUCAACAGCCUAGCCGGAGAUCUUCACAAAGCCUCCUUUCAAGACCAUACUGGUCCUGGACCCUCAGAGAACAAACGAUCUCUGGUGGAGCCGGAGGAGUUGGAUGACACAGAACACCCUACAAACCGAAGACGAGUCACGGGCAAGCAACAACAGUCACGUCAACAAGACCGGAGCAGAAGUCCAAAGCCAAGUCGCAGUGAGGAUGCAGCUCUAUUCACAGGACCCUCGUGGCAAGAAUUGGUGCCCGAGUCAGCGCCAUGGCCUGCUGAUCAAGUUGCGAUAGUGCUCAAAGCAGUCACCUUGGAGCUUGUUGCUGACGAGUCAUGCCGGGCCCCCAAGCAAAGCCUCUCAACAUCAGAUCAUGGUCCGGCAAACUGA
Durusdinium trenchii is the source of this 1242-nucleotide messenger RNA. The record is from the annotation of a GenBank genome assembly. Lineage: Eukaryota; Dinophyceae; Suessiales; Symbiodiniaceae.